UGGGUUGCAGAGCAGCGGGGGCAUUCUUCCAAGGUAAUGAUUAAGCUGAAUGCCACACAAGGGCAUGGGCAGCUGAGCAGGGAAAGUAAGAGUAAUACCUAUUCACACCUUGACCAGGAUGUAUUGGCCAGGUCUGAUUUAAGAAUUCAGAGCCCUAGGGAAGAGGAAUCAGGAGUUGGCAGCUGCAGCCUCCUGUGCACACGGCAUCUGGGAGCUUUUGGAGCAGAAGACUCUGUUGCCUCCUGAGACCUUGUUCUGGCCCUGGCAUUAUGAAUCUGCAGAUGUUCUGGACUGGACUGGAGUAUACCUGCCGGCUCCUGGGCAUAUGCACUGCUGCAGUGUUGAUCGGCGUGGGUGCUGAAACAUUCUUUCAAGGACAGUUCAAAAGCCUGGCUUUCUAUCUGCUGUUCACAGGAACCGCUGUCUCCAUGUGUGAAGGAUCCUUCUUUGUUGCUCAGCUGCUGGCUUUGUGCUUCCAGUGUCAGCCAGGGUCCCUGGCAUACAAAGCAAGGGAAAAGGCCCAAUGGCUGGGCUGCUUCCAGAAGUUCCUAGCCUACUUGCUGUUUUCAGUGGCCUGCUUCCUUCAUCCUGUCCUGGUCUGGCAUGUGACUAUCCCAGGCUCCAUGCUCAUUACCACUGGCCUGGCCUACUUCCUGUUGAGCAAACGGAAGAAACACAAACCUGCACCCAACAGGUUGGCACCCCCAGAGGAGUAUACAGAUCCCUCUAGCAGUGCUAUGAGCACCACUGGAUCUGGGGACACAGAGCAAACCUAUACCUUCCAUGAUGCCCUCCAGGAGGGACCCAGAUCCCUCUUCUUCCAUGUAAAGAGCAUCUUGAAGGGGAACAUCAAGCCCAGAGGCCUCCAACACCAAGAUGCCUUGACAGAAAUGUCUCUAGAGCCAGUUGAAGUGCUGGCCAAGAAAAAGCAGGUACACUUUGGAGACAGUGCGGUCAGGAUCAUCCCUUUCCUAGCCAAAGACGUGGAUGAUGAGAACUGCGAGCCAGAGGAGACCACCUCUGACACCACUCCUAUCAUCCCUCCCCAGCAGGCCCCACUCUUCCUGUCCUCCCUCUCAGGGGCUAGCUUCUUCUGAACUGCUUGUUCCAGCUUGAGGGACUCUCUGAAAGGGGUUUAUAUAGAUUAAUGGUUCUGCCUAGAUUUCCUAAUGUCCUCUUGAGUAUUUCUGUAGCAGCUCUUCAAGAGAUAUUCAUCUCUGCAGUUAUGGGGCCUCUGAGGACUCUGAGUGGUUCGGCAGAGACCUCAUGGGGACACCAGAGAACCUCAAACUGCUUCCAGUCAGCAAAGUCGUUCAUACUGAAUGCAGAAUGGACUCUCCCGGAGAGAUCAUCAAUUCCACCUCACCUGAUCGCCUGGAAAGCUAUUAAUCUUCUUUUGCUCCUAGCAGAAGGCCUAGAUAUCAAAAAGGACUCAUAUUCACUCCAUAUUUGCCUCAACAUUUCAACUCUGAAGACUCAGAUAAAGUAAUUUCUCUAAGGCCAGUGUUAAGGGAUGACAGGGGUCCCAAUCUCUACUCAAAUCACUCUGGACGGGGAGAGAGGGUGAGUGUACAGGCCCUCUGGUGGGAGUGGCACCCAGCAGUGACCCACAUUCUUUACAUACUCUGGGACUGGUGCAGAACAGCAGGAGUCACAGAACCACUUAGGGAAACAAUGGCACAUUGUGUUCACUGUACAAAUAGCCAGGCCACAUCAGAGAAACUCAUUCCAGAAACAUUUGAGCACUCCGUGCAUUCAUACCACGUGGACUAAUUCAAGAGUCCUAGUUGAUGACAUAAACCAGGAGAUCCUGAAAAUAAUGGCAAUCCUCAGCAGGGAAAGCUACAGUGCAGGAGGCAGUGCCUGCUAUAUUCAAGGACCACAAAGGCUAUGCCUCAACUAUUCACUCAGCACCCACAGUUGGCUCCACUAUACCUAAGUGCCUAAGUGUCUGAUAGCAAUAUAGGUGAGUUAUGUGUUUGUUAAAAAUAGAGGGAAGGGGACAGAUAAAGGUCAGUUUUCUUUUUGCCAUGGGGAUAUGCAAGUGAUAGUUAAUUUACACUAGAUAAAGAAACUUGAAUCAAA
Messenger RNA from Suncus etruscus (white-toothed pygmy shrew), 2085 nucleotides. It is a transcript of the gene TMEM72, whose product is annotated as transmembrane protein 72. Bases 270 to 1097 code for a protein of 275 amino acids. Lineage: Eukaryota; Metazoa; Chordata; Mammalia; Eulipotyphla; Soricidae. The transcript is spliced from 5 exons. The record is from RefSeq and is a predicted model, not a curated record.